Molecule: messenger RNA, 924 nt
Organism: Dryobates pubescens (Downy woodpecker)
Lineage: Eukaryota; Metazoa; Chordata; Aves; Piciformes; Picidae
Gene: ALX3
Product: ALX homeobox 3
Exons: 4
Coding region: 1-924 (307 amino acids)
Biological process (GO): regulation of transcription by RNA polymerase II
Molecular function (GO): RNA polymerase II transcription regulatory region sequence-specific DNA binding; DNA-binding transcription factor activity, RNA polymerase II-specific
Source: RefSeq, a predicted model, not a curated record
AUGGAGGCACCGGGCUGCCCGACCUUCCCCCCUCCUCACCGGGCCGGACCCCUCCCGGGGCUCCCCCGUUCUCCCACCGCCUUCACCGUGACUCCACCGGGACUGCCUCCCCAGUACCCGCUGCCGCUCAGCCCCCGCCCGGCUCGCUGUCCACCGGACAAGGCAGAGCCUCGGUACUUGGGGGUCACCGGCCCGGGCCCCGUCGCCCUGCCCGUCCAUGGGAAGCCGUUCUGCCCGCCCGGGGCUGCAGGCAGCGAGAAGGGCUGCAAGGGAGGGUACCAGGCGAUGCCCGCAGCCUGCAGAGCCCCCUUGAAAGCGCCAGAGGAGCCGAGGUGCCCGCUGGCAGCGCCCGGCCUGCGGGCCCGGGGGGUGCCCGAGCUGCCCGAGCCCCUGGGCAAGAGCAAGAGCAAGAAGAGGAGGAACAGGACAACCUUCAGCACCUUCCAGCUGGAGGAGCUGGAGAAGGUCUUCCAGAAGACUCAUUACCCCGACGUCUACGCCCGGGAGCAGCUGGCACUCCGGACAGACCUCACCGAAGCCAGGGUGCAGGUGUGGUUCCAGAACCGCAGAGCCAAGUGGCGCAAGCGAGAACGCUUCGGGAAGAUCCAGGAGCUGCAGCACAACCUGUGGCCGAGCUCCGGCAGCCCCGGGGGGGUCCUGGCCGCCGAGAGCAUCGCCGCCCCCUGCCUGCCUCCCUACCCCGCCGCCCCCGGCGGCCUCCCCGGCUUCGUGGGCAUCCCGCCUUCCCCCGGCCCCCACCCCGCCGUCAGCAGCCUCUACCCCCUGCGCGGCCUCCCCCCGCCGGCCCUGGGCACCCCCAGCUUCGAGACCCCCCCCGACCACGACUACAAGCCCCCCGCCCUGGUGCCGCUGAGGGUGAAGAGCAAAGAGGCCAGCAGCAGCCUGCUGAAUUGGGCUACGUGA